UAAAAUCUAUAGAACUUGAAAACGCUAUCCGAACCAAAUGCUUAGCGGCGGUGUCCGAAUGAGCUGCCUUCGCUUCCGGUGCACGGCCGAGACGCCUCUUUUGCGGGGCCCUUAUGGCCUCACCUUCCACCGAGGCGGCCGGAGAUUAUUCGCUACCUCCUGCUCCGCCUCCACCAAACCGGUGGCGGGAAAGAAGGAGAAGGUAAUUGUGAUAUCAGGACCCACCGGUGCCGGCAAAAGCAAGCUUGCGCUUGAGCUCGCGAAGCGACUCAAUGGAGAAAUCAUCAGCGCGGACUCAGUGCAGGUGUACAGAGGGCUUGAUAUUGGUUCUGCAAAGCCUUCACUCAGUGAAAGAAAGGAGGUGCCACACCAUCUGAUUGACAUUCUGCAUCCAUCUGAAGAUUAUUCAGUUGGAAAAUUCUUUGAGGAUGCAAGGCAAGCGACAAGAGAUGUCCUUGACAGGGGCCGCGUUCCAAUUGUUGCAGGUGGUACUGGAUUGUAUUUACGGUGGUUUGUUUAUGGGAAGCCAGACGUACCACAAGCCUCGCGAGAAAUAACAUCUGAAGUGUGUACAGAGAUUGCUGAUUUACAGAAAGAUGAAAACUGGGAGGCUGCUGUUGAGUUGGUAGUUAAAGCUGGUGAUCCAGGAGUUAAGUCUUUAGCUGCAAAUGAUUGGUAUCGUCUACGUCGCAGGCUUGAGAUCAUCAAGUCAAGUGGGUUAUCUCCAUCAGCUUUUGAAGUACCAUAUAAUUCUUUCAAGGAGCAGUUUGAUUCAGGUGUAACAGAUACUUCUGACAUUAGUUCUUCCACUGAUGGGCUUCAGCAGAGUAAAGAAAAGGAUUUGGACUAUGACUUCCUCUGUGUAUUUCUUACUACCCAGAGGCUAGAUCUCUAUAGAUCAAUUGAUUUCCGGUGUGAAGAUAUGCUCUUAGAAAAUUAUGGAGUUCUGUCUGAGGCUAGGGGGCUUCUUGAUUUGGGUCUUCUGCCAAACUCAAAUUCUGCAAGUCGAGCUAUUGGUUAUCGGCAAGCUAUGGAAUACCUCCUGUACUGCAGAGAACAAGGGGGUUCUAGUUCUCCAAGGGACUUUUUUGCCUUUCUGUCUGAAUUCCAGAAAGCAUCCAGAAAUUUUGCUAAAAGGCAGCUAACAUGGUUCCGUAAUGAACCACUUUAUCACUGGAUUGAUGCUUCUAGACCCAUGGGAAGUGUGCUUGACUUCAUCUAUGAUUCAUAUCAUAGUCAAUCUGGUCAUUUGAAGGUUCCUAAAUCUCUUUCUGUGAAGAAAGAAAUUUCAAGCCGACGUGAAGUUGCAGAAAUGAAAACCUAUCGCCCUAGAAACCAGCACUUCAUCGGGCGUGAGGAUUGCACCCCUGUUCUAAACUGGAUUCAGAGCAUUUAUGCGCGAGAAGCUGCAUCUAUUUCUUGAAUUGCAGCCAGCGGCCUCCUCUUGAUGUCAUUGAGUCCAAAACAUCAAUUGUUCACUCGCUCAUGAAGUGAUCUCAGACAACAAUGAAAAAAUGCCAUAAGAGAGUGAAUCUUAGGAGCCAGAUAGAAUGGACUGCCAGUAAAACUGCCCACCCCGCGAGUUUAGUUUGUUUAGUUCUGUACUGUAUAAUAUGGAUUACUGUAUAGGAGAUAGGAUAUGUUCCAUACUUCCAUUGCUUCUACUUCUUACAUUGUGCAGUGCAGCAUCCCCUCAUCCCAAAAAAGAUUGUGUUUACUUAAAUUCUUUUCCAUUUCUCCAGUUCUCAUUUUUU
Ipomoea nil (Japanese morning glory) is the source of this 1754-nucleotide messenger RNA. Its product is annotated as tRNA dimethylallyltransferase 9. The transcript has 12 exons. Gene Ontology annotation, molecular function: tRNA dimethylallyltransferase activity. The coding region runs from base 38 to 1423 and encodes 461 amino acids. Gene Ontology annotation, biological process: tRNA modification; cytokinin biosynthetic process. NCBI's taxonomy places the organism in Eukaryota, Viridiplantae, Streptophyta, Magnoliopsida, Solanales, Convolvulaceae. The record is from RefSeq and is a predicted model, not a curated record.